This is a messenger RNA of Ostreococcus tauri, 1764 nucleotides long. RefSeq names its product Chaperonin Cpn60. Bases 1 to 1764 code for a protein of 587 amino acids. Gene Ontology annotation, molecular function: ATP-dependent protein folding chaperone; ATP binding. The record is from RefSeq and is a predicted model, not a curated record. Gene Ontology annotation, biological process: protein refolding. The transcript has 3 exons. Gene Ontology annotation, cellular component: cytosol; mitochondrion. NCBI's taxonomy places the organism in Eukaryota, Viridiplantae, Chlorophyta, Mamiellophyceae, Mamiellales, Bathycoccaceae.
AUGCAUCGACGACGAGCCUUGGCGCGCGCGGGAGCGAUCGUGAGAUGCGCGACGGAGACGCGAACGCGCACGGAUGGGGGGCGAGCGUUGCCCGCGCGGGCGAUCGCGCGGACGUACGCGAAAGAUUUGCGCUUUGGCGUCGAGGCCAGGGCGCUGAUGUUGAGGGGAUGUGAUACGCUCGCGGACGCGGUGCAGGUGACGCUGGGACCGAAGGGACGAAACGUCGUGAUCGAGCAGCAGUACGGACCGCCGAAGAUCACCAAGGAUGGGGUGACGGUGGCGAAGAAUAUCGAAUUCAGCGACCGCAUGAUGAACCUCGGGGCGAGCCUGGUGAAACAGGUGAGCGUGAGCACGAACGACGUCGCCGGCGAUGGGACGACGACGGCGACGGUGCUGGCGAGAGCGAUCUUCAGUGAGGGAUGCAAGAGCGUCGCGGCGGGGAUGAACCCGAUGGAUCUCAGACGAGGCAUCAACGCGGCGGUGGAGCACGUGGUGAAAGAGCUCAAGAAGAACGUAAAGAUGAUCUCUACCACCGAAGAGAUCGCGCAGGUUGGGACGAUCUCGGCGAACGGCGAGCGAGAAAUCGGGGAUUUGAUCGCGCGCGCGAUGGAAAAGGUCGGCAAGGAGGGCGUCAUCACGGUUGGGGAUGGUAAGACGCUCGAAAACGAGCUGGAAGUCGUCGAGGGCAUGAAGUUCGAUCGGGGAUACAUCUCGCCGUACUUUGUGAACAACCCGAAGACGCAAAAGUGCGAACUCGAGAAUGCGUACGUUCUCAUCGUCGAGAAGAAGAUCUCUGGUCUCACCCCGCUCUUGCCCGUGCUCGAGGCGGUCCUCAAGUCGCAACGGCCGCUACUGAUCGUCGCCGAAGACGUGGAAUCCGAGGCAUUGGCGACGUUGAUCGUGAACAAGCUUCGCGGCGGGGUGAAGGUGUGCGCCGUCAAGGCGCCGGGCUUUGGCGAUAACCGACGAUCCAACUUACAAGAUAUCGCCAUCUUGACUGGUGGCACCUUGGUGAGCGAAGAUCUUGGUCACAAGCUCGAAACCGUUGACCUGAGCAUGCUCGGCCAAGCCAAAAAGAUCACGGUGAGCAAGGACGACACCAUUCUCAUGGAUGGCGCGGGCGAAGAGGGCGCCAUCGAAGAGCGAUGCGACCAGCUCAAGGAGGCGAUCGCCGAGACGACGAGCGACUACGAUCGCGAAAAGAUGCAGGAGCGCCUCGCUAAGCUGAGCGGCGGCGUCGCCGUUCUCAAGGUUGGUGGUGCCUCCGAGGUCGAGGUUGGCGAAAAGAAGGAUCGCGUCGUCGACGCGCUCAACGCCACCAAGGCGGCGGUCGACGAGGGUAUCGUUCCGGGUGGGGGAGCCGCACUUUUGCACGCGAGCAAGACGCUGAGAGAGCUCGAAGAUUCCAUGACGAUCUUCGAUCAAAAAAUCGGUGUUCAAAUCAUCCGCGAGGCUAUCAAACGACCGCUUCGCACGAUCGCAAUGAACGCCGGCGUCGAAGGGUCCGUCGUCGUCGAAAAAGUGUUGGCCGAGACGGACAACGGCAUCGGUUACAACGCGGCAACGGGCGAGUACACCGAUAUGGUUAAGGAUGGCGUCAUCGAUCCAUUAAAGGUCGUCCGCACCGCGCUCACCGAUGCGGCUUCGGUGGCGUCAUUGAUGAUGACGUCUGAGUGCAUGAUUACGGAAAUCAAGGAAGACAAGCCCGCGUUCUUACCGGGAGACGGUGGCAUGGGCGGCAUGGGUGGCGGCAUGGGAUUCUAA